Messenger RNA from Sinocyclocheilus grahami, 453 nucleotides. RefSeq names its product radial spoke head component 1 (gene rsph1). Gene Ontology annotation, biological process: axoneme assembly; spermatid development. The coding region runs from base 1 to 453 and encodes 150 amino acids. The record is from RefSeq and is a predicted model, not a curated record. NCBI's taxonomy places the organism in Eukaryota, Metazoa, Chordata, Actinopteri, Cypriniformes, Cyprinidae. The transcript is spliced from 5 exons. Gene Ontology annotation, cellular component: motile cilium; nucleus.
AUGCAGAAAGUACAAGGAAGCUGGGUGGAUGACCAGCGGCAGGGUCAUGGUGUUUACGCGUACCCCAAUGGAGACACAUAUGAUGGUGAAUGGCUGCACCAUGAAAGACACGGGCAGGGUACAUACACACAUCACGAAACUGGGUCUCAGUACAUGGGCACAUGGGUCAUGGGAAAGAUGGAGUCCACCGGGGAGCUGAUCCAUCUGAACCACAGAUAUCAGGGCAACUUUGUCAAUAAUAAUCCCUCUGGUCCAGGGAAGUAUGUGUUUGACAUUGGCUGUGAGCAGCAUGGAGAGUAUUUCCAGUUAGAGCCGAUCUCUGCCACACUGCCAAACCAGGAAGACAGUGGAAAUCUAGAGCUGACAUUACAAGAGAGCAUCAAGAAUUUCAGCAAGCAGCCAGCUGCGUUUGAAAGGAUUGGAUCACUUGUCAUGUCACAACAGGAUAUGUAA